This is a messenger RNA of Prorocentrum cordatum, 2244 nucleotides long. The record is from the annotation of a GenBank genome assembly. Lineage: Eukaryota; Dinophyceae; Prorocentrales; Prorocentraceae.
AUGAUUGGAUUCACAGGUGUAGCACCGACGCAUCGGAUCCUCAACUGGUCGGACUGCGAAUAUCCUGCUGCAAAUCUCCUGGAUGCUGGCCAUGCUCCCCCAACUGCCAUGAACAUCAUGAGCCCCGCGAGUCUCCCUCACGCCGACGUCGCCGCCCUCCGGGAGGAGAGCCAGGCGCUCCGCGCGCAGGUCGCGCGGCUGAGGGGCGACCGGCUGCGGGACGCGGCGGGCUCCCGCAGCAACUACUCCGUGGUCGCCCGGGGCGCGCCUGCGACCGCCAGCGCUGCUGGCAAGAGUUUCGACCCGGGUAUGCUUCCAGGUGGUGCGCAGCACGAGGAACUGGCUGCCGAGCACCCGCCGCCGAAGAAGCAGGACAGCAGCUUCGUGGCGGACCUCGACGAGUCGAGCACCGGGGACACCCGCCCCAGCAGCGUGCAGGUGGAGGCCUUCAGCCCAGGGGCGGCCGCGGGGGGCAUCUUCAGCGCCUUUGCGCUGCCAGGGGGCGUCUUCAACGCGGGCGCCCCGCCCAGUUCGCAGGCGUCGCUCGGCAGCGAAGCCCGGAGGGGGCGCACCGGCGACGACGGCGGCGUCGACGGAGAGACACCAACAGCUCAGACCGUCUCUGGCCCGACCUUCUUUAUGGCGCUCAUUGUCCUGUCGCAGCGGAUGCGGCUCUGGUCCUCCGUUGCGGUGGCCACCAGCUUCGCCAGGCGGCCGGACCACUCGCCGAGCCGAUUGGGCGCGCCCGCGGAGGCGGAGGUGGCCGAAUCCGUAGACGUGUCAAGAGCGAUGUCGGUGGCGGCGGUGCAGGUCGGCCAGAAGGCGGGCGGGGCAGACCGCCCUGCGGGCGUGGCGGGGAGCACGUGGCCAGGCUCCACAGGCCGAUCGAGGAUCCCGCCGUCGGAGCUGACCCGCUUCCUGCAGAUGUUCGGCUGCAAGACGCAGGUACUGGCGAGGGGGAAAGGCGAGGCCGGUGCCUACAGUGCCAGGCGAGACAAGACGAGGCGCAGCGGCGGCGGCACGGACAAGGUCUUGGAGAAGAGGGGCCUGACGGGCCUCUCGGUGCGGCGGGUCGCAUGUGUGAUGGAGCACAUCCGAGACCGGGGGAACAGCGUGGAGGAGGAGCAGCCCAGGCUGGAGGAUGCGAAUCUUAAGUUCAGCGACUUCGUGGCUGUCAUGUCCUCCAGCGGUGCGGACGAGGACUUUGGCGCAGACAUAGCCGAGGAGGUCAAGCGCUGGCGGGCGGCCUUCAGAACUCGGACCAUCGGCGAGGUGAUCGACCAGCUCGCAAGAGAAGGCAGCCCCGAGGGUGUAGCUGCGCUUCGGCGAAAGAGUUCGAGUGCAGGGCUGGGUGGUGUUCUUGGCCGCAUGUCACAACAGUCGUUGAUGGCAAUUCUGCACACAGUGGUUGGCAUCACGGUGUUGGUCGGUGUUUUGUCUACGACUCUGAGCAUUGACUACUGCGUCGGUUGCAGCGCUUGGCUGUACAUCGAGGCUGUCGUCGCCCUGGUUUUCAUCACAGAGUUGUUGAUCAAACUAAGAACCUUCGGGUGGAAUGAGUAUUUCUUCGGUGAUGACUGGAAGUGGAACUGGUCCGACACGAUCAUCACACUCGUUCAAGUAUUCGAUGUGAUGCUCACCGUGUGGAUCGAGACGAGGGAGAGUGAGGACGCAGAUCGUGCGCAAUCACCUGGCAAUUUCUGGAUUCUUAUCAGAACAUUGCGAAUAUUACGCCAUGCGCGGCUGGUGAAAAUGUUCCGAUCUCCCAUGCUUAAUGAUUUGAGCAACAUAUUGUCUGGGGUCCUGCUGUGCUUACCGUCGAUGAUGUGGGUCAUCGUGAUGGUGUCGGUUGCGUUGUGGUUGAUUGCUUCUGGGUUCCGCUCUGUGAUCGGGCCCACAGACAGCGAUGAACUUCUCAUAGAGAAGUGCGGUGGGUUCGACGGAGAUGUUCUGCUCAAUCGCACGCUUGCGGAGUCCAUUCCAGAGUGCGCCCACACAUGGAAGCUGUACGCGGAGGAGUAUUGCCCCACCGUUGCGUCGUGCUCGUUCAUGCUAUUCCGCUGCAUGGUUGGCGACUGCACCUCCAAGGGGGGGCAAUCGUUGCCAGGACACUUCACCAGCGGCUACGGGUUGCAGUUCCAGGUCAUCUAUGGCUUCGGUAUGCUGGUACUGAUGUGCGGCAUCUCUAACAUCAAUCAUCGCCGUCUUUGUAGAGUCGACCCUGAAAGGUCUGGCCACAGAUAA